AUGUGGAAUUCACCUCCGUCAAUGCCGAGCGCUAGCAACCUGAGGAGGGAAGACUUUCAUAUCUCGGGCACGGGUAAGGAUAUUCCAAAUGGCCAUACAAUUGCACUUGCAUCAGUGUUGCUGGGCCUGGCAAUACGUGGAGUGGCUGAGAUCGUCAGCUCGAGACAGGCCGUCGACUCAAAUUUUCCAGAAUCUCGAGCAUUCCUGAAGAGGCCUUGCAGCGAAGAGCAGUAA
Molecule: messenger RNA, 234 nt
Organism: Pseudocercospora fijiensis CIRAD86
Lineage: Eukaryota; Fungi; Ascomycota; Dothideomycetes; Mycosphaerellales; Mycosphaerellaceae
Exons: 4
Coding region: 1-234 (77 amino acids)
Source: RefSeq, a predicted model, not a curated record